Molecule: messenger RNA, 2617 nt
Organism: Prorocentrum cordatum
Lineage: Eukaryota; Dinophyceae; Prorocentrales; Prorocentraceae
Source: the annotation of a GenBank genome assembly
CACCUGCUCACCCCCGCUUCACCGAGCAGGCCCGCGGCGCGCCGGGGGGGCCCGCAGCGCACUCUCCCGCCCACCAGCCCGAGCCGUUUCUGGCCCCGCGGGCCCUCGGGUGGCCCGGCCCUGCGGCCGCUGGGCCGCAGCCGGUAGCUGGCGGCGGGCGCGGCCCAGGUCGGCGAUGCGCGAGGAGCUCAGCGAGUACCUCAGCGUCGGGGGGACCACGGUGGCCAGUGCUAUCGGCAAGGUCGAAGCGGAGUUGGAGAGGUGGCAGUGCGGCGCGUAUUCCCACAUCACGAGGGCAACCUCUGUGACUAGUGGCAGGAUAAUCCACCUCGAGACGAUCUUCUCCCAGCCAUGCCAGAGCAAGCCCGUGCCCGUGGCCGUCGCCCUGGUGCACUUUUUCCUCGACGUGGCCACCGACGACCUCACGUACCAGUUCGAGGAGGAGCACGUGCAGCACGAGGUGGGGGGCAUGUCCCUGGCCGAGGGCCAGUUCCACGGGUGGCUGGACCGCAUCAUAGGCGACAAGCUGGAGGUGCGGCGGCUCCACGACCUCGCCACGCCCUUCGAGCGCACGCGGCUGGUGCCGCCCCCGGAGCACCGAGGGGAAGAGGCGGAGGAGGAGACCGAGGAGCCGCCGGCGGAGCGGGAGCGGCCGCCGCGGGAGCUGGCCCCGCCGGGGCCCCUCUCGCGCCCGGUGAUGCGGGUCGUGCCGCCCGCGGGCGCCGAGGGCGAGGACGACGGCGGCGGGCUGCCCCUCAGCAGCAUGCUGGAGAACAUCUUCGAUGCCGCCGACGAGGAGGAAGAGCUCGAGCUCACGCACAAGGAGGUCGCCGACCUGCUAUACGCGACCCCCCUCGGCCUCGCCGACUGGGACGUGAAGCUGCUGCUGACCACGGCGACCGAGCUCGAGACAGGAAAGAUUCAGUACAAGCCCUUCGUGAAGGCGGCUCCUGCGAUCGUCGAGGCGCUGCUCAAGAGGCGCGCGGCCUUUGAGGAAAGGACCCGCGGGGCCACGCCGGCGACCAUGGAGGCCAUCGAGCUGUGCUACCAGGAGGAGAUCGAGGAAGUCGCCCGCGCAGCACGGGACGCGUUCGUGUCCCGGGACACCGGCGGGCUGGGGGCUCUGCCGCGCCACGAGUUCAGGACGUGCCUCGGCCAGCGCGGGGACCGCUUCUCGGCGCAGGAGGUGGAGAUGCUGAUGCAGAUGUGCAAGGAGAAUGACGAGGGCAUGGUAGGAUACGAGGACAUAUCCUCCUUGCUGAUGCAGCUGAGAAUGGAUGCUCUACACAACGCGGCUGUCGAGACUGACGUUCAGUCGCUCAUGAUCCACCUCAUCAGGCUCUGCCAAAAAGAAGGCAUGGGCUCGGACAAUAUAUUGUACAUCUGGGAGCUGAGGAAUGUGCUUACUCGAGCGGACCAGGUGUGCCUGUCGCGCAUGCAGAUCCACGUGAUUCUCAUGAUCAUCCACCCCAACGAGAGUGGUGAGGUGGACGUGGAGUAUUUUCUGCGCGUUUGCUGCACGGUCAUUCCGUAUAUGUUCGACACAACCGCGUUCGGUGAGAUGGCCGCGCAGAUCCAGAAAGACAAGCAGGACGCCAUCGCGAAGCAGGAGCUGGAGGAGCUCCAAGGCUUCGCGGGAAGCAGCAUGGUGAACACCAAGAAGCGCCCUGAGGACGAGCUCGAACAGGAGGAUCAGCAGACCAACGCGCCGGACAAAGAUUCUGUUGAGAAGGAUCUGAUGCAGAAGGCCAACGCGGAUCCGUUCCCGACCGCGGGGAGGCUCAUGAACCUGCUGCGCAGCGAGUCCCUGCAGCACCUGCAGCUCUCUGACGCCGAGCUUCGCGGUCUCAUCGCGGAGAUCCGAUUUGUCUCGGAGGCGGACAUCGUCGAGCAGGGCAAGGAAAAGGUGCGGGGGGACAAGAUCGCGUUUGCCGAUCACAUAAAGACGUGGGUGCCCAUCAUGUUCGAGCUGCGGAAAGCCAGGAUCUACGAGCCAGUCCUGACCAAGGACUGGGGCAUGGACGCAGGCCACCUGGUCGACAUCAACGCGCUCGGGGCGCGUGACUGGCUUCGGAUCGACCACUCCGACGACGAUGCGCGCUCAGAGAGGAGCACCAGCUCGCGUCUUAGGAGGAGGCCGAGCUGGGACAAGAGGCCUACCAGGGACAGGCUAUAGUGGGUUGGAACAUGACACGACCUCGCGCAGUCGUGGGAGUGACGGCUCGGUGUCCGGACCGCGAGGCCACAGCACACGGCAGAGCUCGGGGACACGCCCGACCUAAUGCUCGCCGCCCGCGAGCAGGCUCGGACGCAGCGGCAGGCAGGGCACCAAGGGCGCGCGCAGGCAGGGCACCAAGACCCUCUCCCGCUCGAGCAGCAGGGCCAGCCUGGGCCAGGCCGAGGACAGCGACGACUCGGGCACGAGCGGCGCCAGCAGCGUCAGCCGUGCCAGCGCGAGGAGCGGUGCUGGCAUGCGGCCCUCCUCCCGCCAGAGGUUGGUGUCGAAGCCUCUCGCAAGGACCACUGGCCGGGCGGGCACCAAGUCCCGGUGAGGCCUCUCGUUGCCAGCGUCAGGGCUCGCUGGGGCACUGGGCCCGUUGGGACGUGGAGGAGGGGG